Messenger RNA from Camelina sativa (false flax), 1830 nucleotides. RefSeq lists its product as uncharacterized. The record is from RefSeq and is a predicted model, not a curated record. Lineage: Eukaryota; Viridiplantae; Streptophyta; Magnoliopsida; Brassicales; Brassicaceae.
AGUUCUUAGACAAAUAAAAAGAAAGAAAAAACAAACAAAAGAAGCUAGAGAGAAAAAGAAUCAUGUCUUAUGGUCAAGAGGAAGAGGUGGUAUGCCGUAUGUCUCAUCCAGCUCAUCCUCACACCCUCUCUCCCCGAUUCGGUCAUCCGGCUUGUUUUGUAUGUGAAGGCAAUAGAGGAGAAGUGUAUAAUUUUCCUUUCUAUUAUUGUACCACAUGUAAAGUGGAGAUCCACAUUGUAUGUAAUCAGCCGCAAUGGAAGAUGAGGCACCCCUAUCAUUCACAGCAUCCUCUCAUCCGCCAUACACAUCAUAGCCGCCAAGAUGAUUCCUUCGUCCGCUCCCAUGUCAUACCACCCUGCACUUGGUGUGGAGAAGAAUUGUAUGAAGAAACUACUUAUUACGCCGGAUCUACGUACUACCGAUGUUCUCUCUGUAACUUUGGUUUGUGUAUCACUUGUGCCGAAAAAUAUCCACUUCCUACUAUCUCUAAUCCAAAAAGCCAUCACCACUCACUAACUUUCCUUCCUCGACCACUUUUGCUUCCAUGUGAUGCUUGUGGGUUGGUAGAAAGAUCGGACCCAAGUUAUGUUUGUUUUCAAUGUAACUAUGUGGUCCAUAAAAGUUGUAUAAACUUACCACGCGUCAUAAAACUCACCCGUCACCCUCAUCGUCUUUUUUUCACUCCUUUUCUCUCACCCCAAACUAUAUAUUCGUGUCGUCUUUGCUACAAAACAAUUGACAACAACUAUGGGCAUUAUUCUUGCAAUGAUGAUUGUUGCUCUUAUGUGGUCCAUUCCAAAUGUGCAACUCAUGAGACAAUAUGGGACCGGAGAGAACUCGAAUGGGAGCCCGAAGAACUUGACGAAAGUGAAGAUGUUGCGCCAUUCAAGAUUGUUGGUGAUGAUUUGAUCAAGUAUUUUUGUCAUGAACAUAAUCUAAAGCUUGAGAAGUACAAUGGUGUUCGAGACAAGGACAAACAAUGUCAAGCGUGCAUCCUUCAUAUCGACUCCCACAAUUUCUACAACUGCACGCAAUGCGAUUUUUUUCUACAUGAGGUAUGCGCAAAUCUUCCUCGAAAGUUAGAUCAUGCAUUGCAUCAACACCCUCUUUUCCUUGACCCGGUUCCUCCAAAGAAGUCCAAUUUCUUGAAAUGUGUCGUUUGUUCUCGAGCGUUCGCUGGUUUCAGUUACAAGUGCGCUACGGGUAGCUGCAGAAGGUUUCAGGUAGAUGUUAGAUGCAUCUUAGUUGCUGACAGUUUCACCCACAAAAGUCAUGAACAUCCCUUAUUUAUCCCCAUUUCUACUGUGGACAAAAUGGUUUUAUGUGGGGGUUGCAAGACCAAAGGUGCUGAUUUCUAUCUACAGUGUACUCUAUGUGAUUUUUCUUUAUGUUAUAAGUGCGCCACCAUUCCAGAUAAGCUACACUACAAAUAUGAUGCACUACCUCUCUCCCUUUGCUAUGGAGAAGCCUCAAAUGAAACAUAUUGGUGUGAAGUAUGUGAGGGAAAACUAGAUCCAAGCAAAUGGUUCUAUAUAUGCAACAAAUCUUACAUCAAUAUCCACCUUAGUUGUGUAUUUGGAUCCGCUGCUUAUAUGAAGUCAGGGUACAAGUUUUAUCACUACUAUGUGACGGUGAAAGUUCUAUACAACAACUGUAACACUCGACCGAUUUGUUGUCGAUGUGACGGUCGUUGCUCGAGUUAUGUAUUCUUAAAGUUGUCUGAUGGGACGAAUUUUUGUUCUAGUGAGUGUUUAGAAAUUUUUAUUCCGUAACCUUAUUAACUUCUUUUGUGCAGGAUUGGACAUGUGUAUGUGUACUGUGAAACUUGUA